UAAAUAUUUGUGCAAUAAUCUUUCUAAUAAACUUAAUAACCUAAUUUUAUAUUACAAUAUGCAAUUUGCAAUAUGCUGACACAAAACAUCCGUUCGCGUUUGCAAAGUCAACGAUUUCGCAAUAAAGCAUAUCACAUGUUUUUUACAAUAUUUCACCGAGAAGCUCAUUCACUCCAUAUCACUGCUCGUCUUCAGACUACCGACGGGUUAAUUAUUUUAUGAUGCAAAACUCCGAUAUGAACAUCAUGCUUCCCCCGUUCACCUAUGAUCCCUGGGAGGGAUUAACACAAGCUUGUCCAGAUGUCUCGGGGCAGGUUGGCGAGCCUCAAACCUCCCGGGAAAAGAGGGUUAGACGGAAGACUGAGCAACCGACACGAAAGAAGGCACGUAGUUCAGCUAAGUCCUACGUCAUUUCUAAGGAGCGAACUAGAGGCUUACGACUUAUACAAAUAAAAGUGUGCGACCUGACGAGUGAGCCUUCCUGUUCAACGGCAUGGGAUCCGGAUGAGCACAGUGAAAGUGACGAUAAUGUGAUGCUUAGUGCACAGUAUGUAGUGACUGAAAAUUAUGAUGAAAUAAUGGACAUGACUGAAUCAGUUAUUAAAAAAAUCUCUAAAAAUUUGUGUAAUGAUAAUCUUUAGUAUUUAGUUUAGUUUAUAAUUAAGUGUAAUUAUGAAAAAUGUUUAGU
Messenger RNA from Ostrinia furnacalis (Asian corn borer), 688 nucleotides. RefSeq lists its product as uncharacterized. Bases 219 to 641 code for a protein of 140 amino acids. NCBI's taxonomy places the organism in Eukaryota, Metazoa, Arthropoda, Insecta, Lepidoptera, Crambidae. The transcript is spliced from 2 exons. The record is from RefSeq and is a predicted model, not a curated record.